Cercopithifilaria johnstoni is the source of this 3180-nucleotide messenger RNA. Lineage: Eukaryota; Metazoa; Nematoda; Chromadorea; Rhabditida; Onchocercidae. The record is from the annotation of a GenBank genome assembly.
AUGAACAUACAUCAUUUCCAGUUAUACCGUGUAAUGGAGAAGAGUGCUCAACCACGUUAUGUUUUUUUGCGCCAGCAAGAGGGUCCUGCUCGUCGAAUGCCAAGAGAUGGUGGUGAUAUUAAUUCAUCUAAUGAAAAUUAUCGUGCUGUGGCGCGUGAAAUUGUUGCAAAAGCUCUGGAAGAUAAGCGUCAAAAACAGCAAUUUUCACAGGAUUCGCAACCAUCCUCUUCUGGUAUCAGCGGUAUUGCAGCGAAAACAAAGAAGAAAUUAGUGAUAUCAGAUGAUGGAGAAAGUGAAAAAAUAAGCGGUUCAACAGUGGCUGCACAAGUUGCUGCUAUUCAACGUUUUAGUACACCACUUGGGUGGAAGCAGAUGGGGUCGUGGUUGAAAACUGCCGAAGCGAAUGAAGACUGGAGCCGUUUGAAAUUAUUACUGAGCCAGUGCGCACAGGCAAAUCUCACGCUGGAGUUGUUGCAAUCAAAUGAUACUCCGAAAUUUGUGCGUAAAUUGUCGAAAUCUUGCCCUGAUCAAGAUGUACGCAAAAUAUCGGGUGAUUUGGUGAUGCGGUGGAAACGUUUAGUAUCAGCGCCAUCUCAUCAAAGACCUGAAGAAUUGAAAAAAGUUGGUUCUGCAAAGCGUAAAACACCUCAUCCGGCAUCCGGGGAUAUCAGCAAGGCAAAGGUCAAGAAAGAUAAUCUGGAUUCUACGAAAAUUGUUGAGAGAGAAGCGGAAUCAGAUGGGAGUAAGCAAAAAGAUGCUUCUGAAAAUAAAAUGGAAUCUUGUAAAAAGUCUCCAAACACCGAAAGUUCUGAAAAAUCAGAUGCUACAUCUGCCAAGGCCGAAAAGUUCAUGAAAGCUUCAUCAUCCAAAAGUAAAGUAGAAAAAGCAGAAAAAUUAAGUGAAUCAACCAAAAUUGCGUCUAAUAAGCUUAAUGAAUUCAACAUGUUCGAGAAAUUGGGUGAGGAAAGGAAAGAAAAGAAACGACGUCCAAAAACAGCCAAGACCUAUACUUCGAAAUUUCGCUCAACAGGAUUGGAAGGUGACGAUGAACUUGCGACAGGUAAAAGUGGCUCGAGCAUGACGGUAGCAUCCAAAAAGAAAGGUUUGCCAAGUAAGGCAUUACUGGAUGCCAAGAAGCGCACCGCUGUUUCACCAAGCAUUCCAAAAGUAUUGCCAGUCAAUACUUCACCUCCAGUCUCGUCCGCACCGCUUGCUGAGAAAAAGUCUGGAUCAAGUGCUCCUGCAAGAGUUAUGAUGAGCAACACAUUUAUGGAUGCUCUGAUGGAUCCAGGGCAUAAGAAAGCGCUUCCAAAGCAAGCAAAAAAACGAUCGACGUUAAAUUUGAAACCGUCGACGUCUGUUAUACCGAGCGUUAUGGAAGGGUUAUAUAGCGAUACUUCAAGAUCACUUAAUAAAGAGAAACAGGACGAGGGAUCAGCUGAUGAAAAAAAAGAAUUAAUGGUAGAAGAACCAGACAUUAUACCGAUUGGUAAUAGAAAGAUACGUUUUGCUGAUGAAAGUGGACAGGAACUUGUUGAAAUUCGAUAUUUUGAGGUAGAAGAGGGUGAAAGAUUGAAUGUCAGUAAAUUAUCAUCUGAAGACAUGAAACAUCUAGAAAUGCAACGUGAACGAACAUUUAUGAAAGAGCAACGCAGCCUCCAUAUAACUGAAUUUGGCUUCAAUUCUGGUCGUUCGGAAGGAAUAACAUACAUUCCGUGGAAACUGAUGCCGCUUACGGAUGCUGUAUUUUUUGAACGUCGAGGUUCACAAAGUGAAGCGAAAAAAAUCGAGGAAGAAAGACAGAAGACUAUUAUGAUGCCAUUUUAUGAUCCCUCUUUGCCGGCCGAAUUGAUGGAUGCUGAACCCGAGUUGUUGACUGGUGCUAUUUUACCACCAACCGAAAUACCCUUAGAAUCUGAAGCCGAUGAUGAAGAUCUUAAUCAAGAUAUUGCUCAAGUUUUCGCAAAUGCCGCUACCGCAACUGGACCUUCAGCAGGCCACAAUCAAAGUGACGGAAAAGAAAUAGAUGUCCAAAAAUUGAUGACUGAAUUGAAAAAGAAAGGCCUUGUUGGUUCAAGUUCAGACUUAGCAAACAUACUCAAUAAAGUGUCUUCAACUACUGCUACUAUUGCUAGUACAACAGCAACGUCAGCUCCUUCCGCAUUGCAAGUCACUGUAGCCACAACUCCAACGUAUGCUCAAUUAACAGCACACUCUGGCGUUUCAAACAUUCCGAAUAUGUCAUUACCACCACCCCGUUUUGCCCACGGACUUCCGAUGCCACCUGUGUUAUCGGCUGGUCAAUAUAUACUUCCAGUCCAGCAACAGCAACCUUUUUUGAACGGUCCUGUUCCGGCUGGAGUUACUCCAACAAUAGGUGUAGACUUGACUACUCAAAGUGGUCCAUCUACAUCUGAAGCGCCAUCUUAUGGUAUUUACGGCCGUCCUGGAGUCAAACAAUGCACAUUUUAUCAGUCGGGUACGUGUAGUUACGGAGCACGAUGCAGAUUUGCACAUGGUGAUGAGCCAACUGCAGGUACUCAAGGAUAUGGCUACGGCGAUGAACGAGGACGAAGCUUUAGACGCGGUGGUCAAUCAUUUAGGGGUGGUCCACGUCGAGGUGGAACGGAUGGUGGAUACAGACGUGGGCGUGGUGGCCCUUCCUUUGGUCGUAGAGGAUUUUAUGAUCGAGAGAGAGAAAGAGAUCGCGAUAGGGAACGAGAAUAUGACUACGAUCGACGUGUAUAUGAUCGUUAUGGGAGGCGACGCAGGAAGAGUUCGUCGAGAUCAAGAAGCAGGAGCCGAUCAAGGUCAAGAUCGGUAAGUCCAUUCGAAAGACGGCCAUAUUCACCUGAUCGUCGUAGACGUGGCAGCCCACGUACUGCACAUGAAUGCGAUCAGGAGGAACAUUUUGAAAGGCGGUCAAGAAGCGACGAUCGAGAACGAAGUGACCAGCAUACUGUCAGUGUUGAAAAUCCGCUAAUUGAUGCUAAAUCACAGCCGCAGGGCGAUCAUUCUGCAACAGAAGAAAAAUGUAGUGUGGAGGGAAUUGAUUGUCUUAGAAGCAUGGAAGCCGUAGCAAGUACCGAUCAACAAAAAUCACCACCUGAAGAUCCAAUACCUUCGGUGAAACCUGAGAGCGUUCAAAUUGCUACUGAUUCUCCUGCUAGUCCAACCUAG